Molecule: messenger RNA, 1446 nt
Organism: Humulus lupulus (European hop)
Lineage: Eukaryota; Viridiplantae; Streptophyta; Magnoliopsida; Rosales; Cannabaceae
Exons: 4
Coding region: 1-1446 (481 amino acids)
Source: RefSeq, a predicted model, not a curated record
AUGGCAACAACAUCAAAUCAAAUUUCAUUCUACGCAUAUAAAGAGCCAACAAUAACAGCGGAACUGACGAUGAUUGACAAUGGACCACGAACAGCAGAAUCAACAAUAGAACAACAAGAAUGUGAAAUCACGGAAGAAAUCAAUGAAACAUUUUACUUCAUUGACUAUGCAAAGUUAGUCACUACAGAAAUGCUGGAACAACUAGAGAACAACAAGAAUAAGGAACUAUCGCUUGACAAUAUAGAUUCACUUGUAAUCACAAACCCCCGCCAUCCCAAAUUUGAAAUUGGUCAGAUCUACAAAGACAAGGCAACACUAAAAAGCUUUCUCAGCUACUUUGCAAUAACAAACCACUUCCAAUACAAGGUGUUUAAAUCAUGCUCUAGAGAAUACAGCAUUAUUUGUUUGGAAAAAAACUGCAAAUUCAGUGAUCAACAACAAGCAACAUCAAAAUUAAUAGGCAACUACAUAAAGCCAAAGUUCCUCAACCUGAAAACAACAUGCACUCCACUAGACAUUAAAGGCGACUUGAAUGAUAGAUACAGUAUAAAGAUGAAUUAUAGGAAAGCAUGGAGAAGUAAGGAACAUGCACUCAACAAAUUACGAGGAAAUGCAAAGGAAUCUUACAACCUCAUACCGAGUUACUUGUACAUGCUACAAAAAACCAACCCUGGAACUAUAGUUGACAUUGAAAAAGGAGAAGAUAAGAGUUUGUUGUUUCUAUUCAUGGCCUUGAAUGCAUCUUUGAGAGGCUGGGAAAAAUGCAAACCUAUAAUAGUUGUUGAUGGCACUUUCUUGAAGUCUGCAUAUGGAGGAACGUUGCUCUCUGCUAGUGCACAGGAUGCAAGAGGUAAAAUAUUCCCACUUGCUUUUUAUAUGGAAGAUUCUGAGAACAACAAGUCAUGGGAGUGGUUUUUCACAAAAUUAAGAGCAGCAUAUGGAGUUAGAGAAGACCAAUGUAUAAUAUCAGAUCGACAUGAAAGCAUAAUCAAAGCAACAAACAAAGUUUUCCCAAAAAUAACACAUGGCUACUGCAUGUUCCACCUAUUAAGAAACCUGAAAACAACCUACAAGAAGCAUGCCAAGGAAUAUAGUAAAAUUGGAUAUCAUAAAUGGUCAAGAUUCUACUCCAAAAACAAAAGGUACUCGGUAAUGACUUCCAAUAUUGCUGAGUCACUUAACGCAGCCACCGUGGCAGCUAGAGAAGUACCUGUCACAAUACUUUUGGAGUGUUUGCAUGGAUUACUCCAAGAUUGGACAUACACUAAUAGGAAACUAGAUCAAAAAACAAUGACAAGAUUGACACCAGUUGCAAAACAAGCACUCACCAACAACUUCGUAUACUCUUUGAGAUUAACUGUAAAGCCAGCAAAUGAAUAUCUGUUUGAGGUAUUUAAAGAAGAUAAAUCAUGGAUUGUAAAUCUUAAAGAACGAAUUUGCACUUGA